AUGUCGGGUCUGGCAUCUGUUAUUGUGGCAGAUCAAGCUGACUACGCUUUGACGGAGCAGCAGGUUCGGAUCAUCUCUGAACACCCCUUCAAGAACUCAUUGGAUUACUUCCAUGCUCGGAUAAAGUUGAGCGAGAGAGACUUUCAUGAGUCCGACACUCCGCGGCAGGAUGAUGUUGCAGGCCUUUUGGGGGCUUUAGUCGCCUCUCCUGCUGCUUUCAGCCUUCCCUCACCAGACGGAAAUGGCAACGCUGCAUUCAAGUUGCUAUCUCUGUUACAACGUGUCCGAGAGAGUACCAUAGAACUCGACCGAUUCCGUCCUUUGAUCCGUUGUAUCGUCAAUAAAUCCCCCGACAACACUAUCUGGGCAGCCUUUGGAAUACCCUUGGUCCACUUACUACGGCUUAUUCCAGCAUCUAUCCGACUUUCAAAGGAACACCGGGAGCUUUUCGAGGAAAUACGGACAUGUACCUUUCGAAAUGUGGGAGGAUUUUGCGAUAGGUUCUUCGACUCCAAGAGUUGGGGCAAACAGCAGCAGGAUAUGCUAAAGGGGGUAAUGGCAGAGCACAAUGGAACGAAAUGGAAAGGCUUCCCAUCCACCCCGGAUGGAAAAUUGGUCUGGGACUGGCUUCGCUCACUGGAAGAGCGUGCUUUUCCCGAUGCGCCACAUAAGCUUCACACCACAACGACCGCAAACCAGUUCAAGCAAAGGAAAGGCCAGAUGGAUAUUUUCUUUCAAGUACCCGCCGCAAAAGCAGGUGCUUUCGAGUAUAAGCACAUCCUCGUCGUGGGAGAGCAAAAGAAAUCAUACGAUAAAGGCCGCUUCAAGGCUGAUCUACUCCAGCUCACGCGCUAUGUACGAGGUGUCUUCGCAGACCAGCCUACUUGCCGCUUCGUUCUUGGCUUUACACUCUGCGCUUCCACAAUGGAGCUCUGGGUCUUUGAUCGGUCGGGGCCGUACAGCUCAGGGCCGUUUGAUAUUCACGCCAACCCGGAAAAAUUCGCAUGUGCUAUUAUUGGCUAUGCCACGAUGGAUGAUGAUGCUAUGGGUCUAGACACAUUUAUCCAGCGAGAGGACAGGCAUCGCCAUGUCACUCUAGACGAUGCAGAUGGCAACCAGACAAGAAUCAGGCUUGGAAGACCGAUGGUGAGACAGAAAGCUGUUGUAUGCCGCGGCACAACGUGUUUCGAGACCCGAAACAAUCAUGUUGCGAAAUUCUCAUGGGCAUCCGACAAGCGGCAGCUGGAGGUUAAGCAGCUCAUGCUAGCGGAACAAAGGGGUGUUCAGGGAGUAGCCAGGGUUGUGGCGCAUCGCCGGAUUGGCACUAUUGCGGAAUUGUGCAAGGGCUUAGAUUUCCAACAACGUCACCGGUUCCGCAAUGAAGACGCCCACCUCGACAGCCCGACAAUACUAUCAGGUACAUCAGCCAGCAAGCGCAAGUCAUCAUCCAAUCACACCUCUGAUAGCGUGUCCGGAUCUAAGAGAUUGCGGUCUGGGAAUCAGAAGUUGAGUGGUCAACUAUUAACCGGCAAUGGACCGAGUCUAUACACGCCAAGCGAAGACCUGUGGGAGAAUAGAAUUUAUUCCUGCCUGGUUAUUUCCCCAGCUGGUCGUGUUGUGAGCGAGUUCACCACCGUCAGAGAACUCUUGGAAUCGUUGCGAGAUGCUAUCAAGGCGCACCAGUCUCUCUACACUAAAGGCAAUAUUCUUCACCGCGAUAUUUCCACAAACAAUAUCAUCAUCACAAAGGCCGAGGCAUCAGGUGGCUUCAAGGGCAUGCUUAUUGACCUUGACCUAGCGAAGGAAAGAGGCAGUGGUCCGAGUGGAGCGCGUCACCAGACUGGUACAAUGCAGUUCAUGGCAGUAGAGGUGCUCCGCAAGACUGAUCACACAUAUCGCCACGAUUUGGAGUCGUUUUUCUAUGUCCUUGUCUGGCUUUGUGCGCGUCAUUCGUGGAAUAAUGGAUUCGAUUGUGGAUCAAAGCCACCCAAGGAAAGCCUGCUUCGAAAAUGGGAGAUCGGGUCCUUCAACGAUAUUGCAGAUGCCAAGGAGGGUCAUAUGACUGUAAACAGCCUCAAAAGAAUUAUGGGUGAAUUUGCUGCGAUACUGGAUAUUCUAAAACCUCUAUGUUUAACGAUCAGGAAGAUCCUCUUUCCCUUGGAUAAGGAUGAGGAAAUGAGCUUUGGAACCCCUGUGGGUGAUCCGGAUCAGCUCUACGGACCUAUUGUGGCUGCUUUCGAUGACACUAUUGAGAGUCUCUCUAAACAUUAA
Clonostachys rhizophaga is the source of this 2271-nucleotide messenger RNA. Lineage: Eukaryota; Fungi; Ascomycota; Sordariomycetes; Hypocreales; Bionectriaceae. The record is from the annotation of a GenBank genome assembly.